Messenger RNA from Pseudogymnoascus verrucosus, 3372 nucleotides. RefSeq lists its product as uncharacterized. The transcript is spliced from 4 exons. Bases 252 to 2735 code for a protein of 827 amino acids. Gene Ontology annotation, molecular function: telomeric repeat DNA binding; telomerase RNA binding; protein binding. Lineage: Eukaryota; Fungi; Ascomycota; Leotiomycetes; Thelebolales; Thelebolaceae. Gene Ontology annotation, biological process: nuclear-transcribed mRNA catabolic process, nonsense-mediated decay. The record is from RefSeq and is a predicted model, not a curated record. Gene Ontology annotation, cellular component: telomerase holoenzyme complex.
CUUUGCUUCCAUCGAUCUCGACGAAAAGUGAGAUAUACAAAUGCGCCCGCGGCAUUUCCACCACAACCAAAAUUUCACUCACUGAGCAAAACGCUCUUGUCUCACCUGCCAUCUGCGCUCAUUCUUUUCAGCUGCUUUGAUCGGACUGAGGACCACAACUUAUCUCCUGCUAAUGGCUUUUCCCGAUUCAAUCACUUUGUCCAGAGGCAUCUGGGGCCGGCCAUAGUCCGAUCUCUCAAGAUAACGAUAACAUGGCAGCCAAUGCCGAGGUGCAAUGGCAUGCUGCGAAACAAAUCCAUCGAGAACUCCGAGCGAAACUGAAAGAGAGGGAAAGUUUGAUAGGCGAUAUUGAGGAUCUUAUAUCGGAGUUGCGCGUUGCAUGCGAGACUACGAUCUUCGCCGACUUCGAAUACGCUACCGCCGAGGGUGUGGAAACUGCUCUUUGGGAAGCACAUAGUUCGAUCAACAAGCGAUACCGAAAAAUUGUCGCCAGGCUGAAAACCCCCGAACAGAAAAGAAUUACAGUCGAGAGACGGAAAUGGGAGAAGCGAUAUGCCGAUUUUCUCAAGCUGAGCCAAUACUACUAUAAAGGCUACAUCCAGCGGCUGGCAUCCCACUUCGAUGGCCUCGAGGAGCUGCGCAUCAUAGCGCACCGGCUUACACUGAGCACACUCUCAGCUGAUCCUCCCGUGGAAGUCUCUGAAGAUCUGAAGCACCUUAUCCUCCUGUCAUGCCACUCAACCCUUCUUCGACUCGGCGAUUUAUACCGAUACCGCAAUGAUCUCAAUACGAAAGAUCGGAGCUGGGAGAAGGCCAACGCUCACUAUGGGCUUGCGAAUGACCUAUAUCCAGACUCAGGGAGAGCAUUUAACCAAAUGGCAGUUAUCUCGCUGGCGGAUGGUAAUCAUUUGGAUGCCGUCUACUACCUGUAUCGUGCGUUGGCAGUGAAGGAGCCCCAUCCAUUGGCGCAGUCAAACCUCGCGGUUGAAUUUAAAAAGAUUACCACAACAUGGCUUGGACCGGCUCAAAAGAGAGAUUCGCCGGUUGGUAACCCUGCUGCGGGUAUGGUGCUAUGGUUUGUCCGCCUUCAUGCUCAGUUGUACAAAGGAGAAGAUUUCCCCAACCACGAUGAACUCGAGAACGAAGUAUUGAGUCAAAUGACCGUUCUUCUUAAAGAACAAUCACUGGAAGAUAUUCUGGACAGAAUUGUUAUUAUUAACAUUGCGGCAGAGUAUUUUGCUGGUGUGAGACUUGCAGAAGCGGAAAGUGAUGAAGCCAGUGAAAGAUGCGUCCAAGCAUACUAUUUCUACCUGAGGCUUAAUGUCAGGAUGCUGUUUAUGCUUCUUCAAUUACUGCAGCCAGAGCUUGAUGAUGCCAAUCAUGGCCAUAAUGCUCCGGAUGUAACUGGAAAAGAAAAGCAAACCUCCGCCGAGUCCAUUACAGCGGUGACUCGUCGAAUCCUACCCGCACUGCGUCAAUACAGCACAUGGUUGGUGGCCACAGCACCUGUUAUUAGCGCUCAAGUGGGAACCGCACCCAUAUGCAUUCACAUUAAGGAGAUGUGGUCAAUGUACUGCACCACCUUGAGUCUUCUUGUUGCAGUGUUCCCUGUGGCCGAAUUACCCGAUAUUGAUUACUUGCUGGAGGAAGACUCUGCUACGGUUGGAUUUAAACCAUUCCGGGACAGCACUCUUUGCAGGCUGUACACGGAUAGUGAAGAUAAGCUGAAGAAGCGGAGCACAGAUCCAGGAGUUGAGCGCCAUCAUCCGAAUGUAGAAAUGAUGGCGAGGAUUCGAGAAAUUCUAAGAGAUGGCAUGGUUCUCGCUACGAAUACUGAGUAUCCUAUUUACGCGGUGGAUGGUCAAUUUCGCUUUUUUGAGGAUGGACCUCCUCCGUCAGCACUAGAAGAUGCAAGCCCAAUGACACAACCGUCUGAAUUAGAGACGCAAGCGAGUUCGAGGUUCAGCUAUACCGGCGAACAUCAACGUGUAAUUGAGCUUAGCAGCGAGUUCAAAAGGCCUCCAAGCGUCGAUCCGUCCGAAUCUCACCAGAGCCUAUCUACGGAUAUGUAUCAAAUGGUCGAUGACCUAGUGACUCCAUCCAAGAUGAUCACAGAUGGCAAUGUCAACGGAAGCGCUGAGACUUCUUAUGGGAUGCACAGCAAUACCGCAUUGGAGGUGUUUGCUUCUUUUCAAGGCAUGAACCAAGAACCUUAUCAGCCGACUCCUCCUAGAAUAUCGGGUUUCCCCGGAUUCGCGCCUUCACCUUUCUCGCCCCGUCCCGGAGAAUUGCAGGGCUCAGGACAUGAAUGGCCACCAGUUACUAGAGGCACGGGCAAAGAAAAUUACGCUCCCAUGACAUCCUUCCAACACAGUAGUAACAACUCUACGCCACAUAGCAAUUGGGAGAGAACACCCUCGACCGCAAAUACCAGCUUUCCACGCGGUGGACCGUCUUUCAAUGCCGCUCAGCAAUUGCAGCAGUCAUUGGAAGCACAGCAUCAGCCAUCGGGCUUUUCCAACAGUAGUAGCAUCUACCAGAACACCCCGGUUAAUCAUCUUGGUGUGAACGGCAACCAGACGCCAUAUAACCUUCCACGCAAGCUUGGACCAGGAUAUGCACCACGAAGCGAGUAUGAGAAGCAAGUUAUGCUUCAGAGUUCCGCUUGGAACGGCAGCCAGCCAGCAGCCUAUGCUCGCAAUGACCCAACGCCACCAAGUGGGCAAGGUAGCUGAUCCAUAUGGCCGAAAGUGUCACCGAUCGAGGGACAUUCUAUCUGUACCGAACUAGAGUACAUACUCACGAUGAACAUAACGUCGACAUGAGACAAUAGUUCGCAUGAACCAUGCCAUACAUCUUCGGUAACGAGUCACUGCCAAUAUGCGUUCAUAGAAAUCCAAGAGUCAGAUUGACAUCUGUCUUAUUCUAUAUAGCUGACUUUUUCUGUACCUGGCUAUGCCUGAUCGUGGAGGAUCAUAACUAUUCAUGGCAUCAUCAUAUGCGCUCUACGCCGAAGGCGCCCCCCGGUGUUGAAAUCCAUGGCCCGCCCUUCUUUAACGCCGCAUUUACUGUGAAAGGAAUGAAUGGACUAAUCUAGGCAGAACGAGUGUAGGUCUGCUUGGGGAAUGGGUAUCUGAGAGGUGCAGUGGUUAGCAAAGUUCAUUACAAUAGGGAUAUUGAGUGGCUCUCAUAGCAUAACAAUGACAAUCUGUUGCAACCCUGCGCUUGGUGCUGUAGACCGCAAUGUGAUGUAAGGAGUUAGGAGUAUGGAGAUGUGCACUUACGAAGGUCCAAGCUCUUGGAUACCAAGGCGGGCCAACCACUGGCCCAUGUCGACGCUCUCCUCGACAGACUUGUUCUGAACAAGACCAG